Dermatophagoides pteronyssinus (European house dust mite) is the source of this 2483-nucleotide messenger RNA. RefSeq lists its product as uncharacterized. The record is from RefSeq and is a predicted model, not a curated record. Gene Ontology annotation, biological process: BMP signaling pathway. NCBI's taxonomy places the organism in Eukaryota, Metazoa, Arthropoda, Arachnida, Sarcoptiformes, Pyroglyphidae. Gene Ontology annotation, molecular function: coreceptor activity. Gene Ontology annotation, cellular component: plasma membrane.
CAACAACAACAAAUCAUCGUAUACGAAUAUAUUUGAAAAUGUUUUCAAAAUUAUUCAACAUCAUUAUAAUGAUGUUGAUGAUAAUCAUCAUUGGUCAUAAUCAUUGUAUAAAUUGUCAACCAUUAUUAUCAUCGACAAAUGAUCAAACACCUUCAUUAUCAUCAUCAUCAUUAUUAUCAUCAACAACAACAAAUUCCUGUCAAGAAAAUAUAAAACAUUGUUCAUUAACAUCAUUAGAUCGUUUAUCAUGUACGAAAAUUAAACAAUUAAAACAAUGUUUAGAUAAUUUAAAACAUAUAUGUCAUGGUUCAAUACAUUAUCAUUCAAUUAGUUCAUUUGUUGAUCAUAAAUCAAUUGAUAAUUGUAGAAUUGAUAAUAAUCAUUCAAAACAAAAUCAGAAUAAAAAUCAAAAUCACAAUCAGAAUAAAAAUCGUCGUCGACAACGAAAUAGAUUACAAAAUCCAAAUCAUCAAUCAUCAACACAACGACCACCGAUUCGUUCAAUGUAUCCACCAUCACCACCUGAAUCAUCAAAUCAUCAAGCAGUUAAAUCCGGUGUACAUAAUCAUCAUCAUCAUGGACAUCAUCGAAAAAAUCCAUUAGUCAAUGUUCCAUUAUCAUCAUCAUCAUCAUCACUGGAUAAUGAUAAAUCUGUUAAUAACAAAAAUCAUAAUAAAAAACCAGAAUAUUUUCAAUAUUGUUUACAAGCUGCUUAUAAUUUUACAAUUGGUUUACCUUUAAAUCGAAAAAAUUUCAAUGAAAUCAAUCAUCAUUAUCAACAACAACAACAACGUUAUAAACGUCAAGAAUCAAACAUGGAUUUAAUGUAUUUUUCACAUAAUCAGCAGCAAAGAUAUCGUGAAAAAUCAAUAAAUAAUCAUAAUAAUCGAAAUAAUCGAUUGAAUGAAACAACUGUACAAUUAGCAACCGAAUUAAUUUAUAAACCAAUACAUCCAAUGACACCAUCAUUAACAUGUAUUAUAUUUGGUGAUCCACAUUUACGUACAUUUGAUUCAAAAUAUCAAACAUGUAAUUGUCUUGGUACAAGAUCAAUGUUAGAACAUCCAUUAUUUGAUGUACAAAUUACUAAUUCAAAAAUUUUUGAUCAAUUCAAUUCAACCGGUGUAACAAAAGUAACCGUAUUGAUAAGACGUUUUAAUUCAUGUAUGAUAACACAGGAAUUAAUUUAUGAAACUGAUUCAUUAGCACAAGCAUCACCUGCUGGUACCUUUACCGAUGGUUCGAUUUAUAAUUUUAAAAAUCUAGUCUAUAUAACAACAUCGAUGAAAGAUAUGGUUGUUACCAUUCAUUUGGAACAUAUUGGUGCACGUGUUUAUAUAUCACAAUUUAUACAUACAAAAUUUUUAAAUGUUGUUAUAAAAUUUCUGACAUCAAAAUCAAAUCUUGUACGACAAGAUUUAGUGUUGGAUGCAAUUAAUCCAAUUUCAUUAUGUAAAUCUGGUUGUUAUCAUCGUGAAUUGAUUGAUAUUGAAUCGGAAUUAAAAUUGGCUGAUAUUAAUCCGGAAUCAUCAACAAUUGUGCGACAACAACAACAACAACAAGAAUCGCCGUUGCCAAAUUUUUCAAAUAAUCUUGAUGAUGAUGAUGAUCAAGAUGAUAAUGAUGAUUACGAUGCUGUUGAUGAUAAUGAUAAUGACGAAGAUGAUUAUGAUGAUAACGACGACGAAGAUGAUGGUGAAGAUUAUGAUGGUUAUAGUGAUAGUGAUAAUGAUUCGAAUUCGAAUCGUAAACGUCGUCGAACUCAAAAAAGAGAUGUUCAUGAAAAUAGUGACGGUCCUUCCGUAAAUAAUGAGCAACAGCAGCAACGACGACUAUCAUCAUCGAAUAGGAAACGUCAAGAUCGACGAAAAGGUCGAAAUAGAAAUCGAACGUCAACAACAUCGACGACGACGACAACAACCGAAUUGCCAAAAAAAUUACGAAAAUCAAAACCAAAACAUCAACAACGUCGUAUUAAUCGAUUACGUUCAGCAUUGGAAAAAUAUCCACAAAAUCCAAAUCAAAAUAAUGAUGAUUUAUUAACAUCAAUAUCACAAUUACGAUUAGAUGAUAGUGGUAAUAUGAAUGUUGGUAAUAUCAAUGAUAUUCAACAGCAAAAUAUUCCCGAAAAUAUCGAUAAUAAUAAUGAUAAUAUAAUAUUACAAGAUUGUUAUGAAAAAAAUCUAAUCGGUUAUUAUCGUUUAUCUUGUUUAUAUGAUACAAUGAUAAAAGGUUCGGCAAGUACAUUACCAUUUGUAUUUGCAUCAUCAUUUGAUGAACCAAAAUUUAUGACAUUAGAUCAACAUAAUCAACAUUUUGGUUUGAAAAAUUAUUCUGUAAAUAUGAUUAAUAAUAAUAAUGGACAACAACAACAACCAUCAAGUGGUUUGUCAUCAAAACAUCAUCAUUAUUGUUGUUCAAUUCUUACGAACAUUUUCUGGUGUAAAAAUACAACCGCCGUCUCAUUUUUCUUUGGAAUUUGA